UGGCUGCUUUAUAAACAACACUUACAUAUAACAUACUCCAUAUCUGGAAUCAUUUCUCUCUGACAAUUGUGCAUUAAGAAUGGGACCUGACAAUGUGGAGUAUCGAGAGUUAACCCUUGUUGAUUCCCACUGCACAGAAAAUACAUCCGAAAUUUUGAUCACGCUCUCUUUUCCUUCCAAUGUGCAAAAUAAGAUUGAUAUGUCCGAAGUGUGCAACCUUGAAGCAAAAUUGUCAAAUGGUUGUGUAACCAUAAUAGGAGUCGAUAAAACCAACGGUACCUUCUUUGCAAAAGCUUUCAAGGUAUCACGAAACUUCAAAAGUCGCGGCUAUACAGUUGGAACGCAAAUAGGAAACAAGAUUCUUAUAACCAUAUACAAAAUACCUGUAGAAGCAAAAGAGGACGAGCAAAGGAAAGGCCACACAUACAAUCCAACCCGAAUAACGCCAUCGGCUGAAAACAAAAAACCAAGCCGGGACAUAAGCAGGGAGGUUCUCAUUCUUGUUAUUACAAUGGUUGCAAUCGUGGCAUUAUCUUCAAUUCUUCAUUGUUCUUUAGCCGUGUGAAUCAGCCUAUCGUUUAAGUUGCACACUCUUUUCCUCGGCCAUAAUAUAUAUCACGUACCCAAUCACAUAUAUGCAUUUAGUUGUACGUGGCCGAGUAAGACCGUUCAAUCACUAUACGAUCGUGUGUAAAUUGUAAUCUACUGUCUUAUUUACUCUCUUGUCAAUAAAUGUAUAAAUAAAUAAAACAAAUUUCAGAAAUGGUA
This is a messenger RNA of Cuscuta epithymum, 768 nucleotides long. The record is from the annotation of a GenBank genome assembly. Lineage: Eukaryota; Viridiplantae; Streptophyta; Magnoliopsida; Solanales; Convolvulaceae.